UUACGCUUGACAGAAGUAAAAGUAACCUGCAUGUCGCUCGGUCGGUUUUCGGGGUGUUUCGGGGAACUUGGCGGGUUGAGGGCUCUGCUGGAACGUUGAGCCUUCGCCUGUGGAGCUUGUUGAGCUGUCAUGGUGGACCUGUGCGGGGUGUAGCCGCGCUCUUCGGGGGAGAGUCGUCUGUCUCUGGGCCUGCUCUUGUGUCCCGUCCUCCUCCGUCGGUCGACAUGUCGCUGGCCGACUACGAGAGACACUUCGACUCGUUGAACUCGGACCUGGGCAGCGGGUCUGUGGUCAGCGAUCGGACCGGCUCCGGGUCUUUUAAUGGCGCGGAAGAGAAGCUGCACUACAUUCCGAUCCGGAUCCUCGGACGCGGGUCGUUCGGUGAGGCGACCCUGUACAGGAGAACGGAGGACAACUCUCUGGUGGUGUGGAAGGAGGUGGACCUGAACUCCUUGUCGGAUCGCGAGCGCCGCGACGUGAUGAAUGAGAUCAGCAUCCUGUCCAUCCUGGAGCACAACAACAUCAUCGCGUACUUCAACCACUUCAUGGACAAGAACACUCUGCUCAUCGAGCUGGAGUACUGCAACGGAGGAAAUCUGUACGAUAAAAUCAUUGUGCAGAAGGGGGAGCUGUUCAGCCAGGAGGUCGUUGUUUGGUACCUGUACCAGAUUGCUUCGGCUGUGGCUCACAUUCAUAAGGCGGGAAUUUUGCACAGAGACAUCAAAACUCUCAACAUCUUCCUGACCAAAACCGACCUCAUCAAGCUGGGUGACUACGGGCUCGCCAAGAAACUGGGCUCGGAGUUUUCAAUGGCUGAGACUUGUGUGGGAACCCCGUACUACAUGUCCCCGGAGUUGUGCCAGGGGUCCAAGUACAACUACAAAUCGGACAUUUGGGCGAUGGGCUGCGUGCUCUACGAAGUCAUGACUCUCACCAAGACUUUUGAUGCCACGAACCCCCUAAAUCUGUGCGUGAAGAUAGUCCAGGGCAACUGGAGCAUGGACAUUAACUCGCAGGCGUAUUCUGCUGAGCUGAUCGAGCUUGUGUACGGAUGUCUCAAGCAGGAUCCUGAGAAAAGGCCCACAGCGCAGCAGAUCCUGGAUCAGAAGAUCCUCUCCAGCAACAGACAGCAGCUGGAGGAGCGAGUGGCGCUGCUCAACUCAGCCAUGAAGAAACCCAAGCUGAACACGGUGACGGAAACGCCGGUGGCUGUGGUGACCACUCGCUCCAGAGAGGUGUACUGUUGGGGUGCGGGGAAGUACACUCCUCAGAAGCUGGACUCCUUUAAAGGGGGCACCAGCGCUCAGCAGGUGUGUGCGGGAACCAAUCAUUUCGCCGUGGUGACGGUGGAGAAGGAGCUGUAUACCUGGGCGAACUCCCAAAGUGGAGCCAAGAUGGUGGGGCAGCUGGGGCACGGAGACCAGUCGUCGUGCCGACAGCCCAAGAAGGUGGCGGCGCUGCAGGGGAAGGCCAUCCGACAGGUUGCUUGCGGGUCGGACUUCACUGCCUGUGUCACAGACGAGGACCAGAUGUACAUGUUCGGCUCGGACUACUACGGCUGCAUCGGCGUGGAGAACGACACGGGCGGCGAGGUCCUGGAGCCGGUGCUGCUGGUGUUCUUCGAGGAGCGCCCCGUCCGGCAGGUGUCCUGCGGAGACAACCACGUGGUGGUUCUGACCCAGAGCGGGGACGUCUACUCAUGGGGCUGUGGAGAGUACGGGCGUCUGGGUCAGGAAAGCGAGGACGACACUUCUUCUCCGAUGAAGGUCGAGCUGCCGAAGGGCGCCAGCAUCUUCUCGGUGUCGUGCGGCAGCGACGGGACCUUCUUCAUCACUGAUACGGGGAAGGUUUUGGCCUGUGGGAACAAUGAAUUCAACAAGCUGGGACUGGACCAGGGGAUCUCCGGGCUCAAGAACCAUCCAGGAGAGGGCUACCAGGUCACUCCCUACAUGACCACGCCCUCUUUGGUCAAGCAGCUAUCCCGGUUCCAGAUCCAAGCCAUAUCAGCGGGAAAGGCCCACACAGCGGCCAUCGACGGGCGAGGUCGACUGAUCACCUUCGGGUGCAACAAGUACGGACAGCUGGGCGUCAAAGAUUUCAAGAAACACCUGGGAGUUCAAGUCCUUGUGGGUCCGUUUGGUGGAAAGACUGUGACCAAAGUGUCGUGCGGAGAUGGGUUCACGAUCGCAGCCACUGAAGACAACCAGAUCUUUGCCUGGGGAAACGCCGGGAACGGGCGACUGGGAAUGCCGGCGGAUAAAGGCUUUGGGUCUGAGGUCUGCCCGGCCAUGCCCAGACCUAUUUUUGGAUCCCUCCACCAUGUCCCGGACCUCUCCUGCAGUGGCUGGCACACCAUCAUCAUCAUGGAAAAGGUCCUCAACUCCAAAACCAUCCGCUCCAACAGCAGCGGACUCUCCAUCGGAAGUGGAGUGGAGCAGGAGGGAUCCACGUCCUCGGUGGAUUUAGAUAUGGACCGGAACGCUGAAACGGAGUGCCGUGAUCGAGGACUCGGCGGGACAGUGGAGGCGGACCCCGAGGAAUUAUACAUGGAGAGGCCGAUGAUGUCAGUGGGGAACCAGACCGGGGACAGCUCCUGCCCUCUCUGGCUGAGGAAGGAACUUGAGGACGCCGAGUACAUUCCGAUGCCGGAGGAUUCCCAGAAGUCCCUGCCGAGUCCGCUGUCCUCCUACUCCGAGAGAGUGACUCGUCCCUACAACGAGCUGAAGGAGCUGACGGCGGCGGCGGCAGUGGUUGGCAGCCAGAAAGACCAGGAGACAAUGAGGAUGAGCGGCGACAGGAUCAAUGGAGUGCAAGAGGGCUCAUGUUGUGGCGCGUGCCCGGAGGUCAUACAGCUCCGAGAGGUGGUGGCACAACAAGAGAAGAGGAUUCAGUUGCUCGAGAAACAGGUCAGCGAGCAGAAGAAAGAGAACGAGCGGCUCUGGGCUGCGGUCAUGCGACAUCAAGAACCAGGAUGCGACCGGAAUGGAAACCAGCUGCACACGUCGGUGGACGCCGCCGUGAGAGGACCCAUGUUCCCUGGCAAAGGAGGCCGACCAGCAGGAGGCAGCGUCUGACCCGCACCCCCUCCCUGAUCACAGUGUCACCCCACAAUCUGGACGCUGUGUCGGGGGCGCACAAGCUCCGUCACUCCGACUCCCAAUGUGAACUUUUAUUUAACAGUCAAAUAUACGACUUCACGGAUUUGCUCUUUCAUGCGCGACGGCUGAAACUACUGAUGCGUUUGGACACUUGGUUCUCUGUCCAAUGAAGCUAUUUUUGUGACACACACUUGAACACCUUUUGUUUUCCUCCCUCAAGUGCCUUUCUCUGUGGUGUUUCUUCCCUGCUCUUUUUCUUAAAAGCAAAGCUGCGUGGCGUUCAAGUGCUACUAUCCACGUGUGACGUUUCAGUAUGUGAGAUGAGCUCGCUGCCCUGGUCAGCCGCUUGAAACCAAAGAGAGUGGGAUUUUUGAUCGCGUCGGUGUGCAGAUGCUGCGAUGUCAAGACUUAUGUAAAAGCCAUAGACAAUAAAUGUUUACCUGUU
Synchiropus splendidus (mandarinfish) is the source of this 3543-nucleotide messenger RNA. RefSeq names its product serine/threonine-protein kinase Nek9 (gene nek9). Gene Ontology annotation, cellular component: centrosome. The transcript has 23 exons. Bases 225 to 3074 code for a protein of 949 amino acids. Gene Ontology annotation, biological process: protein phosphorylation. NCBI's taxonomy places the organism in Eukaryota, Metazoa, Chordata, Actinopteri, Syngnathiformes, Callionymidae. Gene Ontology annotation, molecular function: ATP binding; protein kinase binding; protein kinase activity. The record is from RefSeq and is a predicted model, not a curated record.